AUGAAAAUAAUGUCUUUUAAUAUAAACGGAUUAAGAGCGUUUGAAUCAAAAUGUGGAGGAGAUAUUAAUGCAUGGUUUAAUAAGAUGAAUUGUGAUAUUUAUUGUUUACAGGAACUAAAAGGAUCUAAAGUACCAUUUGAAAAGUAUAAAUUCUUAAAAGACUAUUAUUCAUUACUAAGUUUUCAUGACAUUAAAGGUAAACAUGGAGUAGGAACUUUUUUAAAGAAGAAAACAACAUUUUGUAGUAAAUCAGUUGAAAUUGUUAAGGGUCGUAUAUUAAAAAGUUAUCACGGAAAUUUUAUAUUAUAUAACUGUUACAUGCCAUAUUAUAACGGUAAUAAAGACAUGUUAGUUGAUGAUUAUAAAGAAAAUGAAGAAUUUGAAGAUAAAAUUAAGUCAGUUUACCAGUCUUUAGAAAAAGAUUUUAUUAAACAUUGUGAUGAAAAAGUUAUUAUUUUAGGAGAUUUAAACGCUGCGUAUCAACUAAAAGAUAUUUUUCUUUACCAGCAAGAAUAUAAAAAAAUACUAACACAAGGAGAAAAAAUUUCUUAUUCAAUACCAUUAGAAAGUAAUUUAAUAACAAAGAUUAAUCCCAGUGUGUUAGAAUUACCUUAUGAAUUUAAAAACUUUAAAUCACUUUUAGAAUAUUUUUUUAUUGUUUGGCAAAGAAAGUGGUUAAAAAAUUUUAUAGAAAAGUAUAAUUUAAUUGAUUCUUUUAGAAUGUUUGAUCAAAGAACUAAUAUUUAUACCUGUUGGAAUAUUGAAAAGAGAUUGAGACCUAAAAAUCUUGGAAGUAGAAUUGAUUUAAUUUUGUGUAACUUUAAGGAAGUUAAUUAUUCAUCAAUUUUAAAUAGAAUUAUUGGAAGUGAUCAUUGCCCAGUAGUUACUGAUUUUUUAGUUGAAAAGUAUGAAGAUAAUAAAAAUAAUUUAGUUAAUAAAGAAAAGAAUACGCUAGUAAACUAUCUAAGAAAGAAAUAA
Molecule: messenger RNA, 978 nt
Organism: Hepatospora eriocheir
Lineage: Eukaryota; Fungi; Microsporidia; Hepatosporidae
Source: the annotation of a GenBank genome assembly